AGAGAGGAACACGAUAGCCGAGACUUUCCGAGCCAAAAGCAGUUGAGCUGAGCGGUAACUCGCGAAGGCCUCGCUCCAAACUCGGCUUCAGUCUUGCUCGGUAUCGCUCUCGGGGUGGACCACCACGAAAAUCAUUCCGAGUGAAUUUUCCCGCUGAAGAAACACCGGAAACGAUCGAUCCGAGCGGCGACAUCGUUUGCCGAUCUCGUCUCUUUCGUUUCGAGUUUUUUCGCUCGAAUGUCACGCCUCGGCGAGGGCCGCGAUCCCCUCGAGCAAACGAGCCUCUACCAACGGGCUGAAAGUGAGGACAGCGAUGCCGAGGGAGGUUUGGGGAACGUGAGCAGGCUGAUAAUCCGUCCGCCGGGGCACAGCGGCAAAGCGAAGAAGGGUCAUCUGUGCUUCGAUGCGGCGUUCGAGACCGGGAACCUCGGCCGCGUCGACUUGAUAUCCGAGUACGAGUACGAUCUUUUCAUCCGACCGGAUACGUGCAGCCCGCGUCUUCGCUUGUGGUUCAACUUCACCGUGGACAACGUGCGGGCCGAGCAGCGGGUCAUUUUCAACGUCGUCAACAUUUCCCGGAGCCGGAAUUCGUUCCGGGAUGGAAUGACGCCGCUGGUCAAGAGCACGAGCAAGCCAAAGUGGCAGCGGAUACCGCGCAGGCAAGUUUUCUACUACAAAUCCGCGCAGCACCAGAAUCACCACGUUCUCAGUUUCGCCUUCAACUUCGACCGGGAGGAAGACGUUUACCAGUUCGCUCUGACGUAUCCGUACUCGUACACGCGAUACCUCGGCCACCUGGACAACCUUUGCGCCAAGUGCAGUUCGGUCAAACGGGAGACGCUCGCCUCCUCGAUACAGAAGAGGAAAGUCGAGCUCGUCACGAUCACGGGGAGCGAGAUUCCGAAGGAGGAACGCUCGAGGAGAGUCGUCGCUGUCCUGUCGAGAGUCCACCCCGGCGAAUCGCCCUCCUCUUUCGUCUGUCAGGGCCUCAUGGAUUUUCUCGUCAGUGCCCAUCCCAUCGCCCACGUCCUCAGGGAUUACGUGGUUUUCAAAAUCGUCCCGAUGCUCAACCCCGACGGCGUUUUCCUCGGUAAUUAUCGGUCGACGCUCAUGGGCAUGGACUUGAACCGCGCCUGGAAUCGAAUAUCCGAUUGGAUCCACCCGACUCUCUCGGCGACGAAAACCCUGCUCGAGAAUCUUGACAAAAAUACGAAAGAGCCUCUCGACUGCGUGCUCGAUUUGCACGCCCACACGAACGCCGGCGGCCUCUUCGUUUAUGGAAACACGUACGACGACGUUUACAGGUACGAGCGGCACAUCGUCCUGCCAAAGCUGUUGUCUCAGCACGCCGAAGAUUACGAGCCCGGUAACACGAUGUACAAUCAGGAUCCCCACAAGGCCGGAACGGCGAGACGUUUCCUGUGCUCGAUACUCGGCGAGCACGUCAACUGUUACACGAUCCAAGUCUCCAUGUACGGUUACUGCAGGAAAGGAAAUCCCGCGAUGCUGCCUUACACCGAGGAGAGUUACUACAGAGUGGGCAGAAAUUUGGCCCGCGCGCUCCUCGAAUACUACAAACUGACCGGUCUCAUACCCUCAGGACUUCCGGACCAACCGGCAAACAAACGAGACCGACAGUCGCGACAGAGGCACCGUGCACCGCGGGAGCCACGACCCCGAACCGCCAGGACGCCUGCGCCUCUUCAUCUCGCCAGCAUACACGAAUAUUUUCGGGAGGACGCGCCCGAGGCAGCGUCGGGAGUGUACGGAAACCGAUCGAUGAGCGGUACGAGAAUGGACGGAGGCGGUGCAGCGACGGGAACCGGGAGCUUCGGAGUAAGUUCCGGCGCGGGGGUUGGGAUCGCGCCCGGUGGGAAGAACCAAGCGAGCCACAGGUACCCGAGCCCCGGGGCGACGUUCGACGGCAAAGUAACGACCUCGAGGUGCAACCUCGUCGUUGACGUCGUGGCCGAGCCCAGACUCGCAAUUAUCGAUUUUAAUCAGCUGACGAGGGGCGGUUUGGACCUGGCCACGGGAAAAAACCGAGCAAAGGUCGAACGUCAUCGCUCGCCGCAGCGACACGCUUGCAAUCCGGCACGACGAUGAUGGAAUGAUGCUCGACGCGCUCAAGCUUUCAACGUUUUCUCUAAUCUCGCCUUUUUGUAUUCGCGGUCGCGAGUCCCCCUCCGUCCUACCUCGGAAAAUUCCGAUUUACUUGAGAAAUUAACCGCGCUUUGUCCCCUCGAUCGCGAUCGCGCGCUUCCGGUUUCAGUGUAAAGAGGAAAUCUGGCGAACCGAGCAAAUUUAUCCCAAGUUCAAGCGCUCCUCUUCGGCGGCGACGGGAAAAUAUGAUUUUGUGUACUCCGAGGAGGAAGUUUUACGAAUAAAAUGGAAAAUUUGAGAA
Molecule: messenger RNA, 2404 nt
Organism: Venturia canescens
Lineage: Eukaryota; Metazoa; Arthropoda; Insecta; Hymenoptera; Ichneumonidae
Product: cytosolic carboxypeptidase 6
Exons: 7
Coding region: 238-2106 (622 amino acids)
Biological process (GO): proteolysis; protein side chain deglutamylation
Molecular function (GO): zinc ion binding; metallocarboxypeptidase activity
Source: RefSeq, a predicted model, not a curated record